This is a messenger RNA of Tachyglossus aculeatus (Australian echidna), 3196 nucleotides long. It is a transcript of the gene B3GAT1, whose product is annotated as beta-1,3-glucuronyltransferase 1. Gene Ontology annotation, molecular function: galactosylgalactosylxylosylprotein 3-beta-glucuronosyltransferase activity. The record is from RefSeq and is a predicted model, not a curated record. Gene Ontology annotation, cellular component: Golgi membrane. Lineage: Eukaryota; Metazoa; Chordata; Mammalia; Monotremata; Tachyglossidae. The coding region runs from base 500 to 1504 and encodes 334 amino acids. Gene Ontology annotation, biological process: carbohydrate metabolic process; chondroitin sulfate proteoglycan biosynthetic process. The transcript has 7 exons.
CUAUCUCCCCCCCCAUCACUCUCUCUCCAUCUCUUUCUCUCCCCGCUCCUCACCCUCCCCAUCACUCUCUUUCCCGUGCCGCGCUGCAGAGCCCAGGCGAGCUGAGGUCCGCUGGCGGCUGGACUAGCCCCGGAGGACGUGGGGGUCGGUGGCUAUGAAGGGUUCUCAGCGGCUUGGCAGCAGCCGGCUAACAGACGAGGAGGCUAGCGAGCCCCGGGUCGGGGCUCGGAGGGAGCUUUUUCGGGGCUGAUUCUGGGGCUCGGAAGCUGGAUGGGAACUGCGUCUCCGCGCGUGAUGGAGAGAGAAGGGAAUUCACACUCGCAGAUUAAGGUGUCCAUCCCCACGGGGCCCUGACGUCCGGGCCAGCAAGUUCCCCAGAGCCAACAGCCCUCCUGAUUACUCCAGCCCGGGAGGUCAUUGCAACCUCUGAACCUGCUUCCACAAUGGGUGGGUUGUGAGUGCUGGUAAUGAGGAGCUGUGGGUCCAGUCUGUCUUGGAGAUGCCGAAGAGACGGGACAUCCUCGCUAUAGUCCUAAUCGUGCUGCCCUGGACACUGCUCAUCACUGUCUGGCAUCAGAGCACCUUGGCCCCGCUGCUCACGGUGCAUAAGGAUGACAGCAGUGAUUCCAGACGGGACCUGCCCCCAGGUGUGGAUUCCAGAGAGUAUUGUCUGCUGGACCGGGAUAUUGUGGAGGUGGUCCGGACAGAGUAUGUGUACACCCGCCCCCCACCCUGGUCUGACACCCUGCCCACUAUUCACGUGGUCACCCCCACCUACAGCCGGCCUGUGCAGAAGGCCGAGCUGACCCGGCUGGCUAACACCCUGCUGCAUGUCCCCAAUUUGCACUGGAUCCUGGUGGAGGAUGCCCCGCGUCGGACUCUGCUCAUUACCCGCCUGUUGCGGGACACUGGCCUCAACUACACCCACCUCAACGUGGAGACGCCCCGCAACUACAAGCUGCGCGGGGACAUGAGGGACCCUCGCAUCCCCCGAGGCACCAUGCAGAGGAACCUAGCCCUGCGCUGGCUGCGAGAGACCUUCAACCGCAACAGCAGCCAGCCGGGGAUCGUCUACUUUGCUGACGACGACAACACUUACAGCCUGGAGCUGUUUGAAGAGAUGCGCAGCACAAGGAAGGUGUCGGUGUGGCCCGUGGCCUUCGUCGGGGGCCUGCGCUACGAGUCGCCCAGGGUGAACGCGGCAGGGAAAGUGUUCGGCUGGAAGACAGUCUUUGACCCUCAUCGGCCUUUUGCCAUCGACAUGGCCGGCUUUGCUGUCAACUUGCGGCUCAUCCUGCAGCGUUCCCAGGCCUAUUUCAAGCUGCGAGGAGUCAAGGGGGGCUACCAGGAGAGUAGCCUCCUCCGUGAGCUGGUCACCCUCAAUGACCUGGAGCCCAAAGCUGCCAACUGCACUAAGGUCCUCGUCUGGCACACAAGGACGGAAAAGCCGGUGCUGGUGAAUGAAGGGAAGAAAGGAUUCACAGACCCCAACGUGGAAAUUUGACCCUGGAGAUCCAGGAGGUUCUCUGUUGUGCCACCAGUCUCCCUACCCCUGGCCGUGUGGCCCCUUCAGCCGAUGCCCACCAUGGGGCUUCUGCCUUCCAACCAAGCAAUUGCCAACUCCCUCACUCUGCAUCCCCCAGGGGCCUGGGGCCAGAAAUCUAUGGGAAGGACCGAAGGAAAAGUAACCUAAAGCACAGAAAACGUUCUUCCGUCCGUGACACCUGAGGCAUCGAGAAACCAGACUGGGCUUUGAGUCAUCCUAAGGGGACACACACACCUCUGUCCCCGGGGUUACCUGGCCAACUGUAUCAGUCUGAGAGAGGGCAGGCUUGGAGGAUGCCUCCCUUGCAUUCUGUCUGGGGUCAGAGGGCAGAGAGGUAAAGCUGAGGCAAUUGCCCUCAGAUGUACUACCUUUCUUCACCCCCAUGCUCCAUCCAGGAUGACAGCGCUGCACAAAGACACCGGAGUCUCAAAGAUCUGACUCCAAGGAGUCCUAAAAUGGUCUUCCCUGCCCUCCUGCUCCUUCUUCCUUCCUCCACUUCCCCACAUCUCAGCUCCCUGGCUUGGGCCUGAGGGGGCUCUGGAAUCCAACAUACCUCUUGGAAGGCUCGCACCGCUUUUCUUUGAUUAAUGUUUACAAAAAGAUACUACCGUGCUCGGUCCCCGCACCAACCGCCCCCACACCAACCAACCCUAGCCAGGAGGGACUGCCUCGCCCUUGCCUGCCUGCACCUACCUCAGGCAGCAGCAGGGCCUUCCAUCCUCCGCUUCCCCAGAUCUGUCCUGUUCCAGGGUUCGGAGGCGACCUCUUCACUCCACCAACCAUCCGACAGGGAGCAUCCACUCUCCGGGCCAGCCUCGCCAUCUGUUCAGGUCCUAAAACCUGCGAUGGGCCUUGCCGCUUCUCCACCUCCGGGGCCGGAGCCCCAAGGGGAAGUGGGCCCUGGAGGGAGGGAGGAAGGGAGGUUGGGGAAACCCCUUUGCCUGCAAGUCCUGAGACCUGGUUCAGUGACCUGGUGGGACUGAGGGAGUGGGCAGAGACAGGGGAAGGACUUGAUGGGGAGUCCCUGCCGCCUCGGCUGGGGCACAUCUAAGUCUGCUCGGGUUUUGUGAGCUUCAGCAGCUCAGCAGGAGGGGAGGAGGGGAGGCAAGCAGGGUGCACAGACCUAGCUGCAUCCAGGCACCCGUGGGAGGCUGACCCGGAGGGGCUUUUUUCAGAGAGCAGGGAGCGGCACAUUUCUGUUCUUACCUGAGCCAGGACCAGCCAAGUGAGCCCCUCCCUCCUCUGAAGCUGCCACCUCCUGAGCCCCCUGGCCUGCUGCCGCAUCCAUCUCAGCUCUUCCCGGACUGCUGUGUCCACUCAGACCCUGCGCCCAGGCCCCGUGGCUCUGUCGCCCGCCUUGGCAAGGAUCCUCCAGGUCCAGACCUGCCCUACCCUCCAGGCUGGGGUCUCGACUCUCCUGCUGCACCGGCUCCUUUCAAAGUUGGAAGCACAAUGUUCCUCGUGAGUGGAGGGAAAGGAAAGACUGAUUUUUUUUAACCUCUAACAGCCUCUAUUCUAUUUACAGGUGUCAGGGUGUUGUUUUCUCGCUGCAGCCCGGCGGGCACCUCCCUGAACCUCCCCCGAAGGGGGAAAUGAGCCCCCGUGGUCAGGUCUCCCAUUAUUUAAAAGUAAUAAUAAUAAUAAUGAUAA